AUGGCGCCGUCUAUGAAGCACCAUGCCCUUACCAUACGGAAUCAUCGUCGCGCGAUAGCAAGCACGCCUAUAUCUGGUACCACAACUCCGACUUCGUCCGCCUACCCAUCAGCUUAUCCAUCCGAUGCUGAAGACAUUACUACUAUCACUUCUCGCAAAACCAAAAAAUCCUUUCCAUUUCUUUCCUUGCCUUCCGAACUUCGUACAAAGAUUUACACUCUGAUAUUCGCUCCUUUCCCCGAAGUUAUCGAUCUCGACCCUACAACCUUUUCCCUCAUUCAUCGUCAUAAACUAUUCUCACUAUUCCAUGUCUGCAAACAAAUAUACAAUGAAUCAUCGCACCACUUCUUUUCGACCUAUACCUUCCGCAUCUUUCCCAUCCAUCCAGGUCGAUAUUUCAAGACAAAGAAACCUCUACUCGCGCGUCUGCCAUCUCAUUAUCGCAACUCUAUCACUACACUUGAACUUCGUCUAGGUCCUGGCUGGAAUAGUCCGCCAAGAGGUUGGGUUGUAUCACCUUUACUUGGACUUUCCGAUUGCACAUCCGUUCGCGUUUUGAAAAUAUUCGUAGAAUGCGAUCCAUCGGAUGCGAUAUUCAAAGGUUUCAGAGUAGGCGAUGGAUUUUAUGAGGGCUUUUGCCAGGAAUUAUUAGAAGGGAUAUUCAUGGAUGUGAAGGGAAUUCAAACUGUUGAAUUUGAUGCCUUUCCUGGUGUGAAGAGGAGCGGAGAUAUGAUGAGUGGACUGCGAGAGGUUGUAGAGAGCCAUAAAAAGGUUGUGACAUGGGGCCCUGAAAGGGGUUGGGGAGUGGAAAAAUCUGGAGAGGGCAAAGAACGAAUUUGGCUGGAUGCUGUGCUUGUGCAUGGAGUUGGAAGAGCAAGAGUUGUUCCGGCAGGAGUAGAGGGUAUUGUGGCCUCAGCUUGA
This is a messenger RNA of Sclerotinia sclerotiorum 1980 UF-70, 921 nucleotides long. RefSeq lists its product as hypothetical. The record is from RefSeq and is a predicted model, not a curated record. NCBI's taxonomy places the organism in Eukaryota, Fungi, Ascomycota, Leotiomycetes, Helotiales, Sclerotiniaceae. The transcript has a single exon. The coding region runs from base 1 to 921 and encodes 306 amino acids.